GGGGGGCGAGGCGAGUGGUGCUGGUGGGGGUGAGUGAGGGGGGGGGGGCUGAUCAUCGGAAGCCCCUGACAGCCGAGCAGCACCUUCGCCUGCGAGCCAAAGGCGGAGACACUCGCAGCAGCAGGCGCGCCCGGAGACGCACAGCAGCGCGGGCAGAGGAGGAGGAGGAGGAAGAGGAGGAGGAGGAGGAGGAGGAGGCGCGGGAGAAGAGCCCAGCUUGAUGUCUGAGCGAGUCGCUCGCAGGAGCCCGAGCGAGCCGGAGCACAACUUCGCCCCUGGCUGGAAAGCGGCCGGCCUCGCCCCAGCGGGACCCCCGCGCCUAUGGCACGGCUGCUGCGCCCGGGCAUCUGACGCCGUCCGCGGCCAGCCGCCCCACUUCCCCCCGGUCGCCGCCGCCGCCGCCGCCGCGCCUCCCCACCCAGCGAUGUAUUCGCUGCUCUCCGCCUGCACUUGCGCAUGUUUACAUUUCUUGCUGCUGUGCAUCCAGGUACAGGGAGUCACUAGUGCCUUUCCUUCUCUCCAAGUCAACCCAAGGCACCCUGUGUUGCCAAACCGAGCUGUUUCCCCAUUCCCAAUGUUUGUCGCUGAAGAGAAUGUGGACUUUCGGAUACAUGUGGAAAAUCAAACGCGAGCACGAGACGAUGUGAGCAGGAAGCAACUUAGACUCUAUCAGCUGUACAGUAGAACAAGUGGGAAACAUAUCCAAGUGCUAGGCAGACGGAUCAGUGCCAAAGGAGAAGAUGGGGACAAAUAUGCCCAGCUUCUAGUGGAAACAGACACAUUUGGCAGUCAAGUGCGGAUCAAAGGGAAAGAGACAGACUUUUACCUUUGCAUGAACAGGAAAGGCAAGCUAGUAGGGAAGCCGGAUGGAGCCAGCAAGGAGUGUGUCUUCAUCGAGAAGGUCUUGGAGAACAAUUAUACCGCGCUGAUGUCAGCAAAGUACUCGGGCUGGUACGUUGGCUUUACCAAGAAAGGGAGGCCUCGGAAAGGGCCCAAGACACGAGAAAACCAGCAAGACGUCCAUUUUAUGAAAAGAAACCCAAAGGGACAACUGGAAUUACAGAAACCUUUCAAGUAUACCACAGUGACCAAGAGGACUAAGCGGAUACGGCCCACCAACCUCAGUUAAAAGAUAGACAAAAGACAGUAUCGUGCGACUAAACUACAAAAGAUAAGACUGUACCAGAGAAAUAUUUUUACACUAAAAAAAUAAGGGAGAAGCUCUAUUUUUGUACAUUGUGUUUAAUUUUUUUUUUUAAAGACUAGAUUGAAAAAAAAUAACGCUGGGGAAGUUGUAAAAGAUUUAUUGUGACUUGAAGAAGAAAAUGAAUGGUUCUAUUUAAAUUGACUUUUUUUUUUGCUGUGGAUUGAUCUACAGGUGCUUAUAUCUCUUUAGGAAUGGACGACUUUUUCAAGCCAAUGCCCAGAGAGAAGGAGGAAAAAAAAGAGUUAACCUUACAAUUAAAAACCAACCACAAACCAAAGAAAAACCAAAGUUCUUUUCCCAAAGUCCCUCUGAUCCCACCCCGCCCCCUUGGAUAAUUCUCUGGUGUCGCAGUGGUCUCUUUCGAUUGGCUGCUGCGAGCUAGACCGGGACAAGAUGGUGCACGAACCCGUCAGUCAUUGGGCUUCCAUGGAGAGCUCAAUACCUCAGUCCUUUGUAACCUUUCCGACGACAUAAGGUGUCACGGCUCUGUGAUCCUGCAUUGUGCUCACUUCUGGAGAAUGCUGCUACCUUCGAGUGACUUAAGUAAAAAAAAAUAACCUAAUACACCAAUGAUAAGGGAAUAUUUUUAAACCAGCUCUAUUAUAUAUAAAUAUAUAUAUUAUAUAUUAUAUAUAUUAGCUAUUUAUUUCACCUCUCUGUAUAUUGCAGUUCCAUGAACCAAGUAUUACUGCCUCAACAAUUAAAAGAAAGUUAUUUAAAACA
Molecule: messenger RNA, 1930 nt
Organism: Sphaerodactylus townsendi
Lineage: Eukaryota; Metazoa; Chordata; Lepidosauria; Squamata; Sphaerodactylidae
Gene: FGF18
Product: fibroblast growth factor 18
Exons: 6
Coding region: 221-1129 (302 amino acids)
Biological process (GO): cell differentiation; fibroblast growth factor receptor signaling pathway; positive regulation of gene expression
Cellular component (GO): cytoplasm
Molecular function (GO): growth factor activity; type 1 fibroblast growth factor receptor binding; type 2 fibroblast growth factor receptor binding
Source: RefSeq, a predicted model, not a curated record